Bacillus rossius redtenbacheri is the source of this 1503-nucleotide messenger RNA. RefSeq lists its product as uncharacterized. Bases 1 to 1503 code for a protein of 500 amino acids. NCBI's taxonomy places the organism in Eukaryota, Metazoa, Arthropoda, Insecta, Phasmatodea, Bacillidae. The transcript has 5 exons. The record is from RefSeq and is a predicted model, not a curated record.
AUGGCGACCUCGGCGGGCACAAUGGGGCGCAGUACCGUCAAGGACGCUGCCGGCACGCCGUCCGACACAGACCCGUUUGGUCGGCGAGAAUAUUCCAGCACAGGCGAUGCCUGCCUCACGGGCUACCUCGCCAGCUGCCUCGUGGUCUGCCUCAAGGGCUGCCUCAAGGGCUGCCUCACCAGCUGCCUCAAGGGCUGCCUCACGGUCUGCCUCACGGCCUGCUUCGCGGUCUGCCUCACCAGCUGCCUCAUCAGAUGUCUAACGGUCUGCCUCACGGGCUACCUCAUGGUCUGCCUCACGGUCUGCCUCACGGUCUGCCUCACGGCCUGCCUCGCGGUCUGCCUCAUCAGCUGCCUCAUGGUCUGCCUCACCAGCUGCCUCAUCAGCUGCCUCAUGGUCUGCCUCACGGUCUGCCUCACCAGAUGCCUCGCGGUCUGCCUCACGGGCUGCCUCGCGGUCUGCCUCACCAGCUGCCUCACGGUCUGCCUCACGGGCUGCCUCGCGGUCUGCCUCACGGGCUGCCUCGCGGUCUGCCUCACCAGCUGCCUCACGGUCUGCCUCACGGGCUGCCUCGCGGUCUGCCUCACGGGCUGCCUCGCGGUCUGCCUCACCAGCUGCCUCACGGUCUGCCUCACGGGCUGCCUCGCGGUCUGCCUCACGGGCUGCCUCGCGGUCUGCCUCACAAGCUGCCUCACGGUCUGCCUCACGGGCUGCCUCGCGGUCUGCCUCACGGGCUGCCUCAUGGUCUGCCUCACCAGCUGCCUCAUCAGCUGCCUCAUGGUCUGCCUCACGGUCUGCCUCACCAGCUGCCUCGCGGUCUGCCUCACGGGCUGCCUCGCGGUCUGCCUCACCAGCUGCCUCACGGUCUGCCUCUCGGGCUGCCUCGCGGUCUGCCUCACGGGCUGCCUCACGGUCUGCCUCACGGGCUACCUCAUGGUCUGCCUCACGGUCUGCCUCACGGUCUGCCUCACGGCCUGCCUCGCGGUCUGCCUCAUCAGCUGCCUCAUGGUCUGCCUCACCAGCUGCCUCAUAAGCUGCCUCAUGGUCUGCCUCACGGUCUGCCUCACCAGCUGCCUCACGGUCUGCCUCACGGGCUGCCUCGCGGUCUGCCUCACGGGCUGCCUCACGGUCUGUCUCACGGCCUGCCUCACGGUCUGCCUCACGGUCUGCCUCACGGUCUGUCUCACGGGCUGCCUCACGGUCUGUCUCACGGCCUGCCUCACGGUCUGCCUCACGGCCUGCCUCACGGGCUUCGCACCCGGACUGCCGCGGGCCCCGAAGACUCGUCUGGCGACUGAACGCCAGGGACGGAGCUUGAUGGACAUGUCAGGCUUCCCCACUCGGUCAGCUCCUGGCGAGACCUCGCCAGGCCUGGCCCCAGCUGCAGUGCCUGGUCAGCCAGACAGCGAGGCGCCUUCGCGGCACUCGGGCCCCCAGGUACACACCGGCGAUGAUGAGGUCCCUGUCGGCCGGACGAGAGUAUGCUCGGGGCUGCUUCACUGA